Molecule: messenger RNA, 1348 nt
Organism: Oreochromis niloticus (Nile tilapia)
Lineage: Eukaryota; Metazoa; Chordata; Actinopteri; Cichliformes; Cichlidae
Product: zinc finger and SCAN domain-containing protein 21
Exons: 3
Coding region: 126-1196 (356 amino acids)
Biological process (GO): regulation of gene expression
Cellular component (GO): nucleus
Source: RefSeq, a predicted model, not a curated record
AGAGAUAAAAUAAAUAAAAAUCCAAAUCCAGAAGAAGAAGAAGAAGAACCUUCAUUGAGUAGCUUUACUGGUGGAGCCGGCGCAGUGUCUUACUGUAGGUGGAAAUUUCACCUGUUGAAGCAGCAAUGGCUUCAAUUCAACAUCUGAGAGAGUUUAUCAGGGACAGACUAACGGCUGCUGCUGAAGACAUCUUCUCAGAGUUUGAAAAAACCAUCGUCCAGUACGAGGAGAAGAUCGAGCGUCAGCGCAGACUGCAGGACAUCACCUGGAACCCGGCGGUAAAGCUCCAGCGGACAGAUCUUGCACAGCAGCACAUCGGUGUUCAGACUGAGUUUUUCACAGACCAGCAGGUCUGUGACCAGGAGAGGAACUCCAGUAGGGGCCAGGAGGACCCGAAGGCUCCACAGAUUAAAGUGGAAGAAAAGGAAGUCUGCAUCAAUCAGGAAGGAGGGCAGUUUGCACUGAAGCAGGAGAAUGAUGCCGUUAUGAUGGCACCAACUUGUGAAGAAAGUGAACCACAACCAGAAAGUGACCGGCCCCUCUCUAACAGUUCUGAUAUUUGCACGUUUGUUAAUUCCACAUCCAAAGAAACAUUAGAAGUUACUAAUAAGAGCGCUGACAAUGAGGUAGAACUCAACCAUCUGGACAGCACCUGGAACCCCGUGGUGAAGCUCUACAGGAUAGAUUUUCCACAGCAGCAUGUCUGUGAUCACAAGGAGGUUCCUACAGACCAGCAGGUCUUAAACCAGGAUCGGAACUUCAGCCCAGACCAGGAGGACCCAGAGCCUCCGCAGAUUACAGGGGAGCAGGUAGCAGUCGGCCUCAGUCACCAGGGAGAGCAACUCGUACAGAACGAGGAGACUGACGCUGUUACAGUUCAGCCAUGUUUGGGUCCUCCUGCCCAUGAGCAGCCUAACACAGCCCCUGUUAAAGUCAGCGCAGAUUCUGAUUUGGCUCUGAAAACCAAAACCUUCACAGGUGAGAAGCUGUAUCUCUGCAACACCUGUGGAAAAACACUGAAAACCGUGUCCUCAUUUAAAAGGCAUAACGCCAGUCACACAGGGGAGAAGCCGUACACUCGUCACAGCUGUGGGAGAAAAUCUAGAGGCUUGAGGUCUUUAAAAAGGCACGUGAAGACACAGCUGAUCAGAAGCACGUCUGUAACACCUGUGGGAAAAGGUACAAACAGGAAAUAACUUCACAUGCAACGUCACACAGGUAAUAAGACAAAGGCCUGAAACGUCUGCUGGAAAACUGUGCCCCUGAAACGAGGCUUGAUGGUAAAAAGUACGAAUUUGUACAGGUUCACAUGUGAGAUGGUUCAAUAAAAUCUCGUUUUUGUUCUGUG